Messenger RNA from Salvia splendens (bonfire salvia), 3131 nucleotides. Its product is annotated as BTB/POZ domain-containing protein FBL11-like. Gene Ontology annotation, biological process: SCF-dependent proteasomal ubiquitin-dependent protein catabolic process. Lineage: Eukaryota; Viridiplantae; Streptophyta; Magnoliopsida; Lamiales; Lamiaceae. Gene Ontology annotation, cellular component: SCF ubiquitin ligase complex. The record is from RefSeq and is a predicted model, not a curated record. Gene Ontology annotation, molecular function: protein binding.
UAGUAGUGCGUCCGACUUGCGUUUAUACAAGACCACAAGUUACCGUACUGAAUCCGGUGACGGCGGCCAUGGAACACGGCCGGGAUUCAGACAAUCCAGUCAGUUUGAUAUGCAGCGAAUUCAACUCUUUAAACCCAGAUGAUAAACUCCACGAUUCUUGUCAAAUCACAAUAUCAACGUCCGAGAUCAGCAACUGGAACUUGCCUUCAAUUCUUUCUCACAAACUCCUUAGAAUCCAAGUCAAUCCCCACAGGCUCAUUGAAGAAUCCUCCUAUUUUCGUGGACUCCUAGGUGGAAGCUUUAGUGAAUCUUGCCUCGAUUCUGUAUCAAUAGAAUGGAGUGCGGAAUCAUUUGUGACUGUUUUAAGGAUCGUGUAUGGAUGCGAAGUGGAGAUUUCCUCUAACAGUUUUGUUUCUUUGAAUGAGGCAGCUUUGUUUUUUGGGGUGGAUAAACUUCUAGACAAGUGUAGACUAUGGUUAGCUGAAGUGACUACAUACACCGAGCAUCAAUCACCACAACUAUUUCUAGAUGACUUGAUUCGCAUCUGGAAGUAUGGUUUUGAGCGCGCAAAUGAUUUCAUCCUACAGCUCUGCACAAGCUAUCUGGCGAGGAACUUUAUGUGGGCACUAUCUUUCAACUGUUACGCUGAUGUCCCAUACAAACUACUUUACUCCUGUAUCCGGCAUCCCGACUUAACUGUGGACAGUGAGAGGCAUUUUGCUGAUGCAAUUCUAGUUUGGCUCAAUGUGAAUGCCAUCGAAUCAGAGGACUGGAGUAGCAAUGACUUGUGUCGCCAGAUACGGAUAAGCCUCCUGCCCAUGUGGUUUGUUGCUGGAAAACGAAGGUGCCGAUUCUUUGCAAAGUUCGCUGAUGAAGCAACUAGAGCGAUUCUUAGGAUACAAAGACACCAUCCUACAGCCUUGACAGAAAUCUUUAGAGAAGGCGAGUUGAGUCAGAUUAGAGUUCGUUUAACAAAAUAUACACAGAAAGUGGAUAUUUCCGGUUGCCCACAUAUUACGUCGGGGCUAUUUCUUCUAUCCGUUCGCCCUUUAUCAAAUGCAGAUAGAAUUUGGAAAAAGAUCGCUAAGAAGUCUUACAUUGAUCAUGUAAAGACUGGUGGGGAUGAUUUGAAGACCUUGCUGGAGCUGGGACAGAUCACAAUUUUUGAAGGAGUGCAGGAGUUAGAUAUUUCAAACUGCCCCUCUUAUUGCCUGGAGUCGGCAAUUGAGAUUUUGCACAAGUCAUUUCCAUCGUUAAGAUCAUUAAGGGCGGCAUAUUUUCUGAACUUCAAUGCUAAGAAAUUACAUCAGUUAGUGCAGAAGUUCCCUCUACUGACCACAAUUGACCUGACUUUGGAUGUUGACCCUGUUAUACCUACAAAAGUAUCUGUUACGGUGUGCUCAUCAGUUCUGACACCAGAGAAAUCAACACCAACACCACGGUAUGACAUAUAUAAUCGCCAGUCUACUGCUUCAUUAUACAAUAUUAUAUCCGGGCCCUUGCCAUCAAAUAUCAGAAAACUCACUUUGGAGGGUCGAACUGAAAUUACUGAUUCUGAACUACUUAGCAUAUCAGAAAUAUGUUGUUCCUUGAGUUAUGUCAACAUAAAAGGGUGUACAUUAGUUACAGACCAUGGAAUAUCAAGGAUGAUUCUAAACUGCAAUGAGCUAUGUUCAAUUUUAGCAUGUGAUACUUCUUUCGUCAACCAUUCUGCUCUGGCACUUUGUUCCAGCAAUCCAAGCAAGACACAGGAAAGUGAAAACGCACGCAAACUUCUUACCUUGCACAUUGGCCGCUGCGGUAUUGCAGAAAAUAAUUUAUCUGAGCUUCUGUCCAAAUCAGACAAUUUGAGGAGCCUAUGUCUUAGAGAAACUCAACUUCUUGACACUUCUCUUUACAAGUUUUCAGGGGCCUCCUUAGAAAUGCUUGAUGUUUCUGAUACCAAGGUUUCCUCUGCUGCUUUACUUCAUGUUAUAAGUAGAAAUGCCAAACUAAAAUCUUUAAAAACAAGAGGCUGUAGCGAUAUCUUGCAACAGGAAAGUGAAACUAAACUAAGAAAGUUGUGCAUGUCAAAAAACACCUUAGAAGAACUUUAUGCGGUGCUAGGCAAGUCCUGCAAACUGGAGGAGCUUGAACUUGGAUGGGGAUUUUCAUAUUUCUCCCUUGGUUCCCUUAAACAAGGACUUAAGGGAUUGAGAACCUUGGUUGUCGGUUUAGGUGGAUCGUUGGGCCCUGAUGGAUUGGAUCUGUUACCCCUUUUCUGCCCAAUGCUGGAGACAUUGAUUCUUUAUUUUCAGGUGAUAUCUGAUUCUGCCAUAAUCAACAUAAUACAAAACUUGCAACAUUUGCAAAUCCUAUCUCUGUGCUAUUGCUUUGGAGGCAUAUCCUCAUUAAGCUUUAAGACUAGGAUACCGAAUUUGAGGAGCUUGAAACUUGAAAGAGUAACACCAUGGAUGACUAAUGAAGAAUUAGCUAUCCUGGCUAAGAGUUGUACUGAUUUGGUCACAUUUUCAUUGGUGGGAUGCCCAUUACUUGAUUUUGAAGCACAAGCAAUAAUUUCAAGUGGCUGGCCAGGGUUAACAUCUCUCCAUCUUGAGGAAUGUGGAGAAUUGAGUGUUGAUGGUGUGACAUCUCUCUUGGACUGCCAUGCCCUUGAAGAUCUUACAAUACGUCACAGUGGACCUGGAAUUGCAAGAGACUUCAUUAUUCAUGCUGCAUCCAGGUUGCCAAUGCUCCGAAAAGUAUCGAUUGAUGUAUGUGAUGCAAAGGAUGGUGAUUUUGAUCUGCCAAGCUUUGGUGAGAGAUGCUCUCUAAGAAGCGUGAAGAUUGCACGGUGUAAGCUUCAAAAGAGCGCGUUAGAGCUGCACAACUUGGAGGCUCGGCGAACUCCUGUGCACAAGGAAACCUUGGUGCUGUUUUGGGACAGCCAGAAACUUGUCACAAGAGUGGUAAAGGAAAGAUUAUAGAUUUUGCCUGAUUGAUCCUAAUUACUAGUAAAACACAUACAAAUUACAACUCUGUUGUAACAUAUAUCGGUAAAGUACGAAAGAUUUUUCGAUUUAUACAUUCUGCUUAUUGAUUUCUUGGUGGUUUCCCCCCUAAAAUAAAUACUAUUGGAAUUUGGAAGAGUA